Messenger RNA from Coprinopsis cinerea okayama7#130, 969 nucleotides. RefSeq lists its product as hypothetical. The coding region runs from base 1 to 969 and encodes 322 amino acids. The transcript is spliced from 2 exons. NCBI's taxonomy places the organism in Eukaryota, Fungi, Basidiomycota, Agaricomycetes, Agaricales, Psathyrellaceae. The record is from RefSeq and is a predicted model, not a curated record.
AUGAAUCGGGAUCCUCCCUCAUCUGUGGUUGCUGUCAUGAUGGUGGAGGUUCCCGCACCAGAGGGAGAGGAUGAACCCGAUUCGGACGAUGGCUGGAACGAUGAGAAUGCCGAGGCGCCCGCAGAGGGUGUCGAAGGAGGACAAGAUUUAUUUCCCGAAGAUAUUCACCUGCCACUCCCAUCAGUCGUCAAAGGGUGGCCCCAAUCUCUGGCGUCUGUCCGGGUAAAGGAACGGUCCAUGCGUGUUGCACAGGCCAACACCAAACUUGAAGGUAUCCGGGACUCCAUUGGACGUCUCUCAUACCUAUACCGAUCUCUGAUCCGCGGGGCCAAAACGAAGAAGUCAAAGACCCGUUCAUACGGAAUAGUCAAGGGUUCCCGCGACGAGCUACGUCUGCAGGUGAACCAUUAUGAGCAGGCCCGCCGCGCGCUGCAACGCCUUGGGACGGCGCCUGCGAUUCUGCUCAAGUACCAGCGCAUAACUCCAGCAGAUAUCAAGGUCAGCACGGCAAUCGCCGACCCAAAUGCGCGGGGCCAAAGUUCUUCCCACUUAUCGUGGAUCUGGGGUAUUCCUAGCAACAACCCAUCCGAUCGAACGUUGUACCUGGACGAACUUUAUCGGGUUAAUUGGAUGAGAACACGAGAGAAGUACCUCAGGGAAGAGGAGGAGUACCAAUUUCUCCUUCAAGAGACUCAGUGGGUUCCUCGGUUCUUCGAUUCCAAAGCGCUGGAGUGGGAAACGCGGUGUGCCCAGGUUUCCCUACCUGGUCACAUUGCCUACGCUUACCGACAGGCCGAACUCUGGCGAAACCUCGCCCAAUUCGCACGGGAAGGUUUUAAUAAGGUGCUCAAGAGCUUGCAGGAACCGGUUCCACGCGCAGCCACAAUGACGUGUGCUGAGGACGAUAGAAGCGAUAGAAGUCCAUCCCCCCAUUCGGAUUCGUCUGGACCUUCUGAUGCAACCCCGUAG